This is a messenger RNA of Oxyura jamaicensis (ruddy duck), 1978 nucleotides long. RefSeq names its product SRY-box transcription factor 13 (gene SOX13). Gene Ontology annotation, cellular component: nucleus. Gene Ontology annotation, molecular function: RNA polymerase II cis-regulatory region sequence-specific DNA binding; DNA-binding transcription factor activity, RNA polymerase II-specific. NCBI's taxonomy places the organism in Eukaryota, Metazoa, Chordata, Aves, Anseriformes, Anatidae. Gene Ontology annotation, biological process: cell fate commitment; regulation of transcription by RNA polymerase II. The record is from RefSeq and is a predicted model, not a curated record.
UCCCUGAACGUCCUGCCCAGGAUGUCCAUGAGGAGCCCCGUUUCUCCCCACCUGGAGCUCGAUGGGGCGGGCAGCAUGGUGAACUGCACCAUCAAGACGGAGGAGAAGAAGGAAGGCGGCUACGAGUCCCCGCCGGGGGCUGCCCCCAGCGCCGAGCCCCGUCCCAGUGAUCCCCCGGGACCACCGCCGAGGGAGGGCACGGACCCCCAGGCCCUGCCACAGGAGUCCUGCUCGCCCGCCAGCGAUGCGCUGGAGCCCCGGCGCUCGGCCUUCGAGCCGGCUGUCAGCGGCCAGGAGAAGCUGGACUUCAACAAGAACUUAAAAGAGGUGAUGCCAACCAUCGAGAAAUUGCUGUCCAGUGACUGGAAGGAGCGGCUGCUGGGCCGAAACGCUGCCGAGACCAAAGAAGUGAAGGGAACCCAGGAGAGCCUGGCGGAGAAGGAGCUCCAGCUCCUCGUCAUGAUCAACCAGCUGUCCACGCUGCGGGACCAGCUCCUGACGGCGCACUCGGAGCAGAAGAACAUGGCCGCGAUGCUCUUCGAGAAGCAGCAGCAGCAGAUGGAGCUGGCGCGGCAGCAGCAGGAGCAGAUCGCGAAGCAGCAGCAGCAGCUCAUCCAGCAGCAGCACAAAAUCAACCUGCUGCAGCAACAGAUCCAGCAGGUCAACAUGCCGUACGUCAUGAUCCCCGCCUUCACCCCCAGCCACCAGCCUCUCCCCGUGACGCAGGACCCCCAGAUAGCGCUGCCCAUCCAGCCCAUCCCCUGCAAACCAGUGGAUUACCCCGUGCAGCUGCUGCACAGCCCCCCUCCUCCCACGCUGAAGAGACCCAGCGGCUCGAGCCACCUCCAGAUGCAGGAGACCUCGCAGCCGCUGAACCUGACGGCCAAACCCAAAGGCUCCGAGCUUCCCAGUGCCUCCAGCUCGCCCAGUUUGAAGAUGAGCAGCUGCCAAUCCCUCACGCCAAGCCACGGGGCUGCGAGGGACCUGCAGACCAGCCCGUCCAACCUGCCUCUGGGCUUCCUGGGCGAAGGCGAUGCCAUCACCAAAGCCAUCCAGGACGCGCGGCAGCUGCUGCACGGCCACAGCGGGGCCAUGGAGGGAGCGCUGAGCCACCCCUACCGCAAGGAUCACGUCGGCAUCGACGCUUCCCCGGUGAAGGAGCGGCUGGAGGAGGCCCCCGCGCACCGCCUGGACGAGGCUCUGCUGAGCUGCGAGAUGGACGGCUCGCGGCACUUCCCCGAGUCCAGGAACAACAACCACAUCAAGCGGCCCAUGAACGCCUUCAUGGUGUGGGCGAAGGAUGAGAGGAGGAAGAUCUUGCAAGCCUUCCCCGACAUGCACAACUCCAGCAUCAGCAAGAUCCUGGGCUCCCGCUGGAAAUCCAUGACGAACCAGGAGAAGCAGCCCUACUACGAGGAGCAAGCCCGGCUGAGCCGGCAGCACCUGGAGAAGUACCCCGACUACAAGUACAAGCCCCGGCCCAAGCGCACGUGCAUCGUGGAGGGGAAGCGGCUGCGCGUGGGCGAGUACAAGGCGCUGAUGCGCAACCGGCGGCAGGACGCGCGGCAGGGCUACUUGAUAGGGCCCCAGGGCAGCCAGAUGCCCCCCGCCUCCUCGGACGUGCUGUACCCGCGGCCGGUGGGCAUGCAGCUAACGCCCCCCCUGAUGGAGCACUACCUGCCCCGCAGCAUGGACCCCAACAUGCCCGUCAUCGUCAACACGCGCAGCCUCAAGGAAGGCGACGGCGGGGACGACGGGCACUCGGUGGCCGACGGCGAGAUGUACCGCUACAGCGAGGACGAGGACUCGGAGGGCGAGGACAAGAGCGAUGGCGAGCUGGUGGUGCUGACGGACUGAGGGGGGGGGGUGGGUGAGGGCGGGGGGCAUUUUGGGUCGGGAGACGAUGGGGCAGCGAUGCACGCUGCCGGGUGCUUGGGUACGUGGCCGUGCCACCACGCCAAUGCUCUGCACGGGGGGG